AUGGAAGUCUCGUCAAACUUUACGCCGCGUCGGCAGCCGUCCAACUCGCUGCCGACCUUCUCCCUCCCCCAGAACAACGCCAUGCUGGCGCCUCACUUCUCCAACCAGCCUCGCACGGCACCCGGGGCCGCGUCUCAGGUAGCCAUCGACCCCUACGCCCACUCGCGACCGCCGAGCAGCCCGAGCUUCUACGCCUCGAGCAACGCGCAGCAGUCCAACUACUACACGACGUCGAACGCGCCGCAGCAGGCGGCCUACCCGUCGAGCGCGUCGCAGCCGUCGAGCUACUACACGACGUCGACGAACCAGCAGCAGUCGGGCUACCACCCGUCGUCGACGACGCCCCAGCAGUCGAGCUUCCCCGCCACGACGCCGCAGCAGUCGAGCUUCCCGUCGUACGCCUCGCACGGCUCGGCCUCGCCCACGGGCACCGACCACGGCUCGCGCAUGGGUUCCAUCUCGGGACCCCACGGCGGCAUGGCGCCUCCCCAGCCCUCGUACGGACGCUACGGCGGCUACCCUCAGAUGUCGCCGACGCUCGGCGGACCCGUCAUGUCCAACAUCCACCAGCCCGGCGCCCAGAUGUCGGUGAUGCCCGGCAUGGGCAUGCCCGCCGGCUACCCGGGCCACGGCAUGAUGUACGGCCACCACGGCCAGCCGCAGCCACAGUCGGAGCGGCCCUUCAAGUGCGACCAGUGCACGCAGUCGUUCAGCCGAAACCACGACCUGAAGCGCCACAAGAGGAUCCACCUGGCCGUCAAGCCAUUUCCGUGCAACUACUGCAGCAAAAGCUUCUCGCGCAAGGACGCGCUCAAGAGACAUCGCCUCGUCAAGGGGUGCGAGAAUAAGGCCAGCGAGAACGCCGCCGGCGGCGAGCGACCCGACGCCGACCGGGCAGCCGACGCCGACGACGCUCGCUCGCCCACCACCAAGGACCCGUAA
Drechmeria coniospora is the source of this 942-nucleotide messenger RNA. RefSeq lists its product as uncharacterized. Gene Ontology annotation, biological process: regulation of transcription by RNA polymerase II. The transcript has 2 exons. NCBI's taxonomy places the organism in Eukaryota, Fungi, Ascomycota, Sordariomycetes, Hypocreales, Ophiocordycipitaceae. Gene Ontology annotation, molecular function: RNA polymerase II cis-regulatory region sequence-specific DNA binding; DNA-binding transcription factor activity, RNA polymerase II-specific. The record is from RefSeq and is a predicted model, not a curated record. Bases 1 to 942 code for a protein of 313 amino acids.